CAUGUUCAACGCCGAUGACACCAUCAUUAGGCCGCUCGAGGCUCAGGGCAUCAAGAGAUUGUACCCGCAACACUUUGAUCGUCGGCGCGAGUUGAAGAAGCUCAAUCACUCGUUGCUCGUCAAUUUCCUCGAUCUGAUAGACCUUCUUGUCCAGUGCCCCGACAGUCCAAGACGCGCGGAGAAAGUCGAGGAUCUCAGUCUAUUAUUCAUUCACAUUCAUCAUCUGCUAAAUGAAUUUCGACCGCAUCAAGCCAGGGAAACGUUGCGAGUUAUGAUGGAACUACAGCGUAGACAACGUCAUGAAACAGCGCUGCGUUUCCAGAAACACCUCGAAAAAGUUCAAGAAAUAUUGCAGCAUGCGUUACAGAUGCUUCCCGAUACAUCGGAAUUGGACUCCAAGCUUGCGAUAAACACAGACGCUAUGGAAUCUGUAGACAAUUUAGGUUUCGAACAACAAACGCAGGAUCCUUGUAGUUCAAGCGAUCGUAUUAUGUGCAAAGUGAUAGACGAUAUGCUUUCCUCGAAUGGACUGUUUUGAGUUAUCGCUCUUUAUUUUUCAAUGUGCAAAUCAAUCUACCAAGGAAUAUUCUGAAAUAAUUGUACAUAAUACACAACAGUAGUAUAAUGAUGUGCUUUUGAAAAUGUUAUUAGUUAUUUAAU
Messenger RNA from Trachymyrmex cornetzi, 660 nucleotides. RefSeq names its product mediator complex subunit 7 (gene MED7). Gene Ontology annotation, biological process: regulation of transcription by RNA polymerase II. The transcript has 3 exons. The record is from RefSeq and is a predicted model, not a curated record. Gene Ontology annotation, cellular component: core mediator complex; mediator complex. NCBI's taxonomy places the organism in Eukaryota, Metazoa, Arthropoda, Insecta, Hymenoptera, Formicidae. Bases 2 to 538 code for a protein of 178 amino acids. Gene Ontology annotation, molecular function: transcription coregulator activity.